GCAGCCCGGACCGGGAUAUUCCUUUUUUAAAAUAGGAAUAAUCGAAUACCGACUGGAAAGGCCAUCUAUAUAACGUGUUUUAGAUUAGGUACGCAACUGUGAUUCAUAUAAAUGUGUGUGUGUGAAAAUGUGUGAUCAGUGCACUCAGCGAUAGGUGAUCUAUGGAUUUGUGACUAUUUAUUGCUAUGCGGUUGAAGGCGGGUGAAAGAAGCAUCAAUUUGGAUAACUGAGUGAGAAACAAAAUUCAAGAUGGCGGAAGCGGAAGGCGGAGCGAGUGAGCAAGAUGAUGUUUCAUUCUUGCGUACGGAAGACAUGGUAUGUCUGUCCUGCACGGCGACGGGUGAAAGAGUGUGUCUUGCUGCAGAAGGCUUCGGCAACAGACACUGCUUCCUAGAAAAUAUCGCCGACAAGAACAUACCACCAGAUCUUUCGCAGUGUGUUUUUGUUAUUGAACAGGCCUUGUCAGUAAGAGCACUUCAAGAAUUGGUGACGGCAGCCGGCUCAGAAACUGGCAAAGAAAACUUAGUAGGCAAAGGCACAGGUUCUGGACAUAGAACACUACUAUACGGCAAUGCUAUUCUAUUACGGCAUCUUAACAGUGAUAUGUAUCUGGCAUGCUUAUCAACAUCCUCGUCUCAAGACAAGCUGGCCUUUGACGUUGGUCUGCAAGAGCAUUCGCAAGGAGAGGCAUGCUGGUGGACACUACAUCCUGCUAGCAAACAGAGAUCUGAGGGUGAAAAAGUGCGAGUGGGUGACGAUUUGAUUCUAGUGUCCGUCGCUACAGAAAGAUACUUGCACACGACGAAGGAAAAUGAGGUGUCUAUUGUAAAUGCUUCUUUCCACGUGACUCAUUGGUCGGUCCAGCCGUACGGUACGGGUAUAUCCCGUAUGAAGUACGUGGGAUACGUGUUCGGUGGGGACGUGCUCCGGUUCUUUCACGGAGGCGACGAGUGCCUUACUAUACCGAGCACGUGGAGUAGUGAUGGUGGACAAAACAUCGUAGUAUAUGAAGGAGGAUCGGUGAUGUCACAGGCACGAUCGCUGUGGCGUUUGGAACUGGCUCGCACCAAAUGGGCUGGAGGCUUCAUCAACUGGUACCAUCCGAUGAGGAUACGGCACAUCACCACGGGGCGAUAUCUCGGCGUUAAUGAUCAGAACGAGCUGUAUUUAAUAAGCAGAGAAGAAGCAACAACAGCGUCAUGUGCAUUCUGCCUUCGUCAGGAGAAAGAUGAUCAGAAGGUAGUCCUUGAAGACAAAGAUUUGGAAAUCAUAGGAGCUCCGAUCAUCAAAUAUGGUGAUUCUACUGUAAUUGUGCAACAUUCGGAAACCGGAUUGUGGCUGUCUUAUAAGUCUUACGAGACAAAGAAGAAAGGCGUCGGUAAAGUCGAAGAGAAGCAAGCUAUACUGCACGAAGAAGGCAAAAUGGACGACGGCCUCGACUUCUCCAGGUCACAAGAAGAAGAAUCUAGAACAGCCAGAGUUAUUAGAAAAUGUUCUUCAUUGUUCACCAAAUUCAUUACCGGCCUUGAAACAUUACAAGAGAACCGACGUCAUUCGAUGUUCUUCGCUUCAGUAAAUUUAGGUGAAAUGGUGAUGUGUUUAGAGGAUCUUAUCAAUUACUUCGCGCAACCAGAUGAAGAUAUGGAACACGAAGAAAAGCAAAAUAAGUUCCGGGCACUUCGAAACCGUCAAGACCUGUUCCAAGAGGAAGGUAUCCUGAAUUUGAUCCUGGAAGCCAUAGAUAAGAUCAACGUGAUCACGUCUCAAGGAUUCCUCGCCGGGUUCUUGGCGGGAGACGAGUCCGGGCAGAGUUGGGACAUGAUAUCAGUUUAUUUGUACCAGCUUUUGGCUGCAAUAAUUAAGGGCAACCACACAAACUGCGCGCAGUUCGCCAACUCGAACCGUCUUAACUGGUUGUUCUCAAGGCUGGGCUCGCAAGCUUCGGGGGAGGGGACCGGUAUGCUGGACGUACUUCAUUGCGUCCUCAUUGACUCGCCGGAAGCUUUGAAUAUGAUGAGAGAUGAACAUAUCAAAGUCAUCAUAUCACUGCUGGAGAAGCACGGUAGAGAUCCAAAAGUUCUGGACGUGUUGUGCUCGCUCUGCGUCGGUAAUGGAGUGGCUGUGAGGUCUUCGCAGAACAACAUCUGUGACUAUCUACUGCCGGGGAAGAACCUGUUGCUGCAAACGCAACUGGUUGACCAUGUAUCCAGUGUCCGCCCAAACAUUUUCGUUGGCCGAGUGGAAGGUUCGGCGGUUUAUCAGAAGUGGUACUUCGAAGUGACAAUGGAUCAUAUAGAAAAAACCACGCAUAUGAUGCCACACCUGAGGAUUGGAUGGGCUAACACGACUGGUUAUGUACCAUACCCUGGAGGCGGUGAGAAGUGGGGUGGUAACGGAGUAGGAGACGAUCUCUACUCGUACGGUUUCGACGGAGCAUACCUCUGGUCUGGAGGCAGGAAGACACCAGUUAAUAGGACUCAUGAAGAGGAACCGUUUAUAAGAAAAGGUGACGUCAUUGGCUGUGCUCUAGAUUUGACCAUACCCUUGAUAAACUUCAUGUUCAACGGCGUACGUGUCACCGGAUCCUUCACGAACUUCAAUCUCGAGGGCAUGUUCUUUCCCGCAAUCAGUUGUUCCAGUAAAUUAAGUUGUCGUUUUCUCCUCGGCGGAGAACACGGUCGACUUCGUUACGCGGCUCCUGAAGGAUAUUCUCCAUUGGUGGAGUCUCUUCUUCCUCAACAAAUUCUAAGUCUUGAGCCGUGUUUCUACUUCGGGAACUUAGCCAAGAGAGCGUUGGCUGGACCACCUCUGGUGCAAGAUGAUACAGCUUUUGUACCAACCCCUGUGGAUACAGUGUCGAUUACUUUGGCAACCUACAUCGAACAAAUAAGAGAUAAACUGGCUGAGAAUAUACACGAAAUGUGGGCGAUGAACAAGAUCGAAGCCGGUUGGUGCUAUGGCGAAAACCGCGAUGACGCCCACCGCAUACAUCCUUGCCUUGUUCCUUUCGAGAGAUUACCACCAGCCGAAAAACGAUACGAUAUACAGCUCGCUGUGCAAACGCUCAAAACGAUACUCGCUCUCGGCUACUAUAUCAGCCUCGACAAACCUCCGGCACGUAUACGCAACGUUCGUCUGCCCAACGAACCUUUCAUGCAAUCAAACGGGUACAAGCCAGCUCCACUAGACCUGAGCGCUGUCACCCUGACACCGAAGAUGGAUGAGCUGGUGGACCAACUGGCUGAGAACACUCACAACCUAUGGGCAAGAGAGCGUAUACAGCAGGGAUGGACUUAUGGGCUGAACGAGGACUCCGACAUGCAUCGAUCACCGCAUUUAGUACCAUAUCCGAAAGUUGAUGACGCAAUCAAGAAGGCAAACAGAGAUACUGCUUCGGAAACUGUUAGGACUCUACUCGUCUAUGGCUAUAACCUUGAUCCACCGACUGGAGAACACCAGGAAGCUUUAUUAGCCGAAGCUUCGAAGCAAAAACAAGCCGACUUCAGAACCUACAGGGCAGAGAAAAACUACGCUGUCAGUUCUGGGAAGUGGUACUUCGAGUUUGAGAUACUUACUGCUGGGCCAAUGAGGGUUGGCUGGGCUCACGCAGAUAUGGCUCCAGGCAUGAUGCUGGGUCAAGACGAGAAUUCUUGGGCAUUUGAUGGAUAUAAUGAGGAAAAAGUGUACUUGGGUAGUACGGAGUCUUUUGGCAAGCAAUGGUCGGUGGGGGACGUGGUAGGCGUAUUCCUUGAUCUCAUUGACAGGACGAUAAGUUUUUCUCUCAAUGGAGAGUUACUUAUGGAUGCUCUCGGAGGAGAGACUACAUUUGCGGACGUGCAAGGGGAUAACUUUGUACCAGCGUGUACUCUUGGAGUGGGCCAAAAAGCAAGGUUAUCAUACGGACAAGAUGUUAAUUCAUUGAAAUAUUUUACAACUUGUGGUCUUCAAGAGGGCUAUGAACCAUUUUGUGUUAAUAUGAAGCGUGAUGUAACUCAUUGGUAUACGAAAGAUCAACCAAUAUUUGAAAACACGGAUGAAAUGGCUGAUACCAGGAUUGACGUGACAAGGAUACCCGCUGGAUCUGAUACGCCGCCAUGUCUAAAAAUUUCCCACAACACUUUUGAAACAAUGGAAAAAGCUAACUGGGAGUUUCUGAGGCUGUCAUUACCAGUAAUCUGUCAACUUGAAUUUAUAGAUGAAGCAGAGAAAGCUCGCCGUUGGGUAGAAAUUAAGGAACGGCAGCAGAUACUCAUGAAAGAAGCGACAGAGGCACAGAUGCCUGCACAUAUUGACCAGAUCAUGAGAAGUGGUUUCACUAUGAAUGAUAUCAAAGGUCUGCACUACGAUGAAACCCAAGAAGAGAUGCCGAGUUCAAAAAGACAACCCUCGAAACCACCUAGGAAGGGGUCCAUACCUCGUGGUGUUACUAUACAGAAUUAUAAUUUACAACCAGGCCCUGUAAAUGGUAUGCAUCGCUCCACAAGUGAAGCUGAAAUGGCGAAAUAUGAACUCGGUGCCACUCUAGCACCCGAAGACAAGAAGGCAGACAAAAGAGGCAGAUCGCCUUUCAAGUUCUUCAGAAGCAAACGUGGUGAAAGUGGCGAAAGAGGCAAAUCCCGAAAAUCGAAAACACCAGAUCCAUUCAGCGACACCGAGGUAUCUCCAGAGAGAGGUGGCCCGAGACGACCUAAUCCUCAAAUAAGAAUAUCUCAGGCAAAUCAAAGGUAUCCACAGAGUAGACCUAGCAGGCCGAAUUUGUACGGAAGUCAAACUGGUUUGAAUUUGAAUACCAAUCUCGCUGUCGCAACUCCUCCUCAAGAGCGGAAGCAAAUGACGGCGGGAACCCUGUCAGCUGCCGCUACAGAGACCGUUGGCAACGAGAUAUUCGACGCGGAUUGCUUGAAGCUGAUCAAUGAAUACUUCUAUGGUGUUAGGAUUUUCCCUGGUCAAGACCCAACGCACGUUUACAUAGGCUGGGUGACCACCCAGUAUCAUUUACACUCAAAGGACUUUAACCAGAACAAAGUUACUAAGUCCUCCGUCAUUAUCACCGACGACUACGACCGAGUUGUUGAAAGUGUAAAUCGUCAAUCUUGCUACAUGGCUCGCGCGGAUGAGCUUUACAACGAAGUGAUGGCGGAAGCGACGGGCAAAGGUGCCUCACAGGGAAUGUUCAUAGGAUGCUCAGUUGAUACCUCUACUGGAACCGUGUCUUUUACGUGUGAAGGGAAGGAUACUAGUAUGAAAUUCAAGAUGGAACCAGAAACCAAACUCUUCCCAGCGAUAUUUGUUGAAGCGACCUCUAAGGAGAUACUGCAGAUCGAGCUCGGAAGAUCGUCAACAAGUCUUCCAUUAAGUGCUGCAGUAUUGCCUACAAGUGAUAAACACGUAAACCCUCAGUUCCCACCCAGACUGAAGGUGCAAUGUUUGAAACCGCACCAAUGGGCUAGAGUACCUAACCAAUCAUUGCAAGUUCACGCCUUAAAGUUGUCAGACAUUCGUGGUUGGUCCAUGCUUUGUGAGGAUGCUGUUUCCAUGCUGGCCCUUCAUAUACCAGAGGAGGAUCGCUGCAUCGAUAUACUCGAAUUGAUUGAAAUGGAUAAACUUCUCAGUUUCCAUUCACAUACACUUACCCUAUAUGCCGCGUUAUGCUAUCAAAGUAAUUACAGAGCCGCCCAUGCUUUGUGUCAACAUGUAGAUCAAAAACAGUUGCUAUACGCCAUUCAGUCACAGUACAUGUCCGGUCCCUUACGUCAAGGAUUCUAUGAUCUGCUGAUCGCGUUACAUCUGGAGUCACACGCCACUACUAUGGAGGCAUGUAAGAAUGAGUUCGUUAUACCACUUGGACCUGAAUUAAAAGUACUAUACGAAGAGCCAGAGAUGAGGCACAGCUUACGCUCUCUGCAGACUGAGAGCGUGCGCCCUCAGAUGAAGAUGACUGAUAUAGCGGAGAGCAUAACAGAAAUAAGCAAUCUCUACUCUCCGUAUUUCCCGCUGGAAGUAGUACGUGAAUUUGUGAUGCAAGCACUGGCAGAAGCUGUUGAAACUAAUCAAGUACACAAUAGAGAUCCUGUUGGAGGAAGCAAUGAGAAUUUGUUCUUGCCAUUAAUAAAACUAGUUGAUCGAUUGUUACUAGUUGGUAUGAUGAGAGAUGAAGAUGUCGAGAAACUACUCAUUAUGAUCAAUCCUGAGACUUGGGACCCUACUUUUGAUAAAGAGGGCAAAGAUGAACACAGGAAAGGUUUAUUGCACAUGAAAAUGGCGGAGGGUGCAAAAUUACAGAUGUGCUAUCUGCUGCAACAUCUCAAUGAUAUGCAACUGAGGCAUCGCGUGGAGUUUAUCAUUGCGUUCGCUCACGACUUCGUUGGCGAUCUACAGUCUGAUCAGUUGAGGCGUUAUACAGAAAUCAAGCAAUCUGAUCUACCUAGUGCUGUAGCAGCUAAAAAAACAAAAGAGUUCCGUUGUCCACCUCGGGAACAAAUGAAUGCUAUACUAAGUUUUAAGCAUUUGGAAGAUGAUGAUCCAGAGAACUGCCCGUGCGGUGAAGAUCUCAUAACACGCAUGAACGAGUUCCAUGAGAGUCUGAUGACACAUGUUUCGCUUAAUGCAUUGCAGGAACCCGAUGGAGAGGAAUCUUCAGAGCCAGAGACAAAAUCUGGUGCUUUUGGAAAACUAUACAACAUUAUUAAUACAGUAAAAGAGUUAGAAGAGGAAGCGAAGGCCGUAGAAGAACCAGUGAAAAAGACACCUGAAGAAAAGUUCCGAAAGGUUCUUAUUCAGACCAUUGUUAAUUGGGCAGAAGAGUCACAGAUCGAAACACCGAAACUCGUUAGGGAAAUGUUUAGUCUUCUCGUUCGCCAAUAUGAUGCAGUGGGUGAACUAAUUCGUGCUCUAGAGAAAACUUACGUCAUCAAUGCAAAGACUAAACUAGACGUUGCGGAAAUGUGGGUAGGACUGAGUCAGAUCAGAGCUUUAUUGCCAGUACAGAUGAGCCAAGAGGAAGAGGAACUCAUGAGGAAGCGUUUAUGGAAACUAGUGAACAAUCAUACGUUUUUCCAGCACCCUGAUUUAAUAAGAGUACUCCGUGUACACGAGAAUGUUAUGGCGGUGAUGAUGAAUACGCUAGGAAGACGUGCUCAGGCGCAGUCAGACGCACCAACAGCUGCGCAACCAACGCCAGAAGAUAAAGAAAAGGACACUUCACACGAAAUGGUGGUAGCGUGUUGCCGCUUCCUUUGCUACUUCUGCCGCACGGGGCGACAAAAUCAAAAGGCUAUGUUCGAUCACUUCGAUUUCCUGUUAGAAAACUCAAAUAUCUUACUGUCAAGACCAUCUUUAAGAGGAUCCACGCCAUUGGACGUCGCUUACUCAAGUUUAAUGGAGAACACCGAAUUAGCUUUGGCUUUAAGAGAGCACUAUCUGGAGAAGAUUGCGGUAUACCUGUCACGAUGUGGUCUGCAGAGCAACUCUGAGCUGGUGGAGAAGGGCUACCCCGACCUUGGUUGGGAUCCCGUGGAAGGCGAACGUUAUCUUGACUUCCUACGAUUCUGUGUCUGGGUGAACGGUGAAAGUGUGGAAGAAAACGCCAACCUUGUAAUCCGUCUCCUCAUCAGAAGACCUGAGUGUUUAGGUCCAGCCUUACGUGGUGAAGGGGAGGGGUUACUGAAAGCUAUCGUAGACGCGAACAAGAUGAGUGAGAGGAUUGCUGAUCGACGCAAGCUGAGGGAUGAAGAGGGCGAUAUAAAUUUCAGUCACCCGCUGCCCCAGUCGGACGAUGAUGAAGACUACAUUGACACCGGUGCAGCAAUACUCAACUUCUACUGCACUCUUGUUGACUUGCUGGGUCGAUGUGCACCCGAUGCUGGCGUCAUAGCUCUGGGAAAGAACGAAUCUUUAAGAGCGAGAGCCAUUCUUCGAUCAUUAGUUCCUCUGGAAGACCUGCAAGGCGUUCUCAGUCUAAGAUUCACUUUAAACAACCCGGCUGCUGGCGAAGAGAGGCCAAAAUCAGACAUGCCAUCUGGUCUGAUCCCUGGACACAAGCAGAGCGUUGGAUUGUUCUUAGAACGUGUCUACGGCAUCGAAACUCAAGAGCUUUUCUACCGAUUGCUUGAAGAAGCUUUCUUACCAGAUCUCAGAGCUGCGACUAUGCUAGAUAGGAAUGACGGCUGCGAGUCAGACAUGGCUCUUUCCAUGAACCGGUACAUCGGUAACUCCAUUCUUCCACUCCUCAUCAAACACGCAAACUUCUACAACGAAGCUGAAAACUACGGCAGCUUACUGGAUGCUACCUUACAUACUGUUUAUAGGUUGUCCAAAAACCGCAUGUUGACCAAAGGCCAGCGUGAGGCAGUAUCUGACUUCCUGGUAGCUCUGACUGCGGCCAUGCAACCUUCUAUGCUGCUGAAACUGCUACGUAAACUCACCGUCGAUGUAUCCCGUUUGUCUGAGUACACUACUGUUGCGCUUCGGUUACUAACGCUGCACUACGAACGUUGCGCAAAGUACUACGGCAGCACGGGUGGCCAGGGUAUAUACGGCGCUUCGUCUGAUGAGGAGAAGCGUCUGACUAUGAUGCUGUUCUCUAACAUCUUCGACUCAUUGAGCAAAAUGGACUACGAGCCUGAGCUGUUUGGGAAAGCUCUGCCAUGUCUUAUUGCCAUUGGAUGCGCUCUACCUCCAGACUAUUCACUGUCUAAGAACUAUGACGAUGAAUUCUAUGGAAAAGAAAAUACACAGACUACAGGUGCCGACAACCCACAGUAUGACCCUCAGCCCAUAAACACAUCGUCAGUGGCUCUUAAUAACGAUCUAAACACCAUUGUGCAGAAGUUCUCUGAGCAUUACCACGAUGCUUGGGCGUCUAGGAAAAUUGAAAACGGCUGGGUCUACGCCGAAGGUUGGUCGGAUAGCCAAAAAUCGCAUCCUCGCCUCAAGCCCUACAAUAUGCUGAAUGAUUACGAAAAAGAGCGUUACAAAGAACCGGUUCGUGAAUCUUUGAAGGCGUUAUUGGCUAUCGGAUGGUCAGUCGAGCAUUCGGAAGUUGAUAUCCCUAGCACUAACCGCAGUUCCAUGAGAAGACAAUCUAAAUCUGGUGUUGAGGAAGAUAUUAUGACGGACUCAGCUACACCAUUCAACUAUAACCCACAUCCAGUAGACAUGACGAAUCUGACGCUGUCUCGCGAGAUGCAGAACAUGGCAGAAAGGUUAGCUGAAAACGCACACGACAUCUGGGCCAAGAAAAAGAAGGAAGAAUUGGUCACUAAUGGAGGUGGAAUCCAUCCCCAACUCGUCCCAUACGACCUUCUAACAGACAAAGAGAAAAAGAAGGAUCGAGAACGUUCUCAGGAGUUCCUCAAAUACCUGCAGUACCAAGGGUAUAAAUUACACCGUCCUAAGACAUCCCAAGGUGAUACAGAACAGACCACUACCGGCGUAGCAAUAGAGCUCAGAUUUGCGUACUCGCUUCUGGAGAAAUUGAUACAAUAUAUUGAUAGAGCCACGAUUAAUAUGAAACUCUUGAAACCAUCUACAACAUUCAGUAGAAGACCCAGUUUUAAGACGAGCACAAGAGAUAUCAAGUUUGUUUCUAAGCAAGACAAGUCGGAUCUUAAGUAUUACAAGAAGGUGGUACUGCCUCUAAUGGAGAAGUAUUUCUCAACACACCGGAACUAUUUCAUUGCGGUAGCAACAGCAACAAACAACAUCGGUGCGGCCAGUUUGAAAGAGAAAGAGAUGGUUGCCGCACUGUUCUGCAAGCUGGCAAGCUUGUUGCGAUCAAGGCUAGCGGCAUUUGGCCCAGACGUCCGUAUCACGGUCCGCUGUCUUCAGGUCCUAGUCAAAGGCAUCGACGCCAAAUCCCUCGUCAAGAACUGCCCGGAGUUCAUUCGUACAUCGAUGCUUACAUUCUUCAACAACGUUGCUGAUGACCUGGGCCAUACCAUUAUGAAUUUGCAGGAUGGGAAAUAUGCUCACCUUCGAGGGACGCAUCUGAAGACGUCCACGUCGUUGGGUUACAUCAAUGGAGUCAUACUACCAGUUCUCACCGCCAUGUUCGACCAUCUAGCGAAUUGCGAGUACGGCGCUGAUUUGCUACUUGAUGAAAUCCAGGUAGCUUCAUACAAAAUGCUGGGCUCUUUGUACACUCUAGGAACCGAUGCGACCCUUACGCAUGAUAGGAAAUAUCUGAAGACUGAAAUAGAAAGAAAUAAACCUGCAUUGGGUUCAUGUUUAGGUGCCUUCAGUUCUACAUUCCCGGUGGCCUUCUUCGAACCACACCUUAAUAAACACAACCAGUUCUCGCUGCUGAACCGUAUUGCAGAUCACUCAUUAGAAGCAAAGGAUAUAAUGGCCAAAAUGGAGCAGUCGAUGCCUACACUAGAAAGCAUACUCAACGAAGUCGACAAUUUCGUGGAAUCUGAUAAGACCUACAACGAAGCACCUCACAUCAUUGAUGUGGUUAUGCCACUUUUAUGUUCUUAUCUGCCCUUCUGGUGGGCCCAGGGUCCCGAUAAUGUGACUCCAACAGCCGGGAACCACGUAACAAUGGUAACUGCCGAACAUAUGAACCAACUACUCAAGAAUGUCCUCAAACUUAUCAAAAAGAACAUUGGCAAUGAAAGUGCUCCCUGGAUGACCCGCAUAGCAACUUAUACCCAACAGAUUAUUAUAAACAGUUCUGAAGAACUGUUGAGAGAAUCCUUCUUACCUUUAGCUGAGAGAGUAAGAAAGAGGACGGAUACUAUGUUCCAUAAGGAGGAGAGUUUGAGAGGUUUUAUUAAGUCAUCAACAGAUGAUACGUCACAAGUAGAAUCACAGAUACAAGAGGAUUGGCAACUAUUAGUUCGUGAUAUUUACUCCUUCUACCCACUUCUUAUAAAGUACGUUGAUCUGCAAAGAAACCAUUGGCUCCGGAACAAUGUGCCAGAGGCAGAAGAACUGUAUAAUCAUGUGGCGGAAAUAUUUAAUAUUUGGUCCAAGAGUCAGUACUUCCUCAAAGAAGAGCAAAACUUCAUAUCUGCGAACGAAAUCGACAAUAUGGUGUUGAUUAUGCCUACUGCGACUCGAAGAGUUACCACCGUUGUUGAUGGGACACCACAAGGUGGAGGAAAGAAAAAGAAGAAGCACCGUGACAAGAAACGUGAUAAGGACAAGGAGGUACAAGCUUCACUAAUGGUUGCCUGUCUCAAGAGACUUUUGCCAGUCGGUCUCAAUCUAUUUGCCGGAAGAGAGCAGGAAUUAGUGCAGCACUGUAAAGAUCGCUUCUUGAAGAAUGAGUUUUUAUCACGAAAUACUUUAACACAGAAAAUGUCCGAACAAGACGUAGCAGAAUUCGCCAAAACACAACUAACGCUACCUGACAAGAUUGAUCCAGCUGACGAAAUGUCUUGGCAACAUUAUCUGUACAGCAAGUUAGGUUCGAAGAGUAAAACAACAGUCACCGUUGAGACUUCCGAAAACAAAGCCAAGAUUAUAGAUGACACGGUAGAAAGGAUUGUGGCGAUGAGCAAAGUGUUGUUUGGACUGCAUAUGAUCGACCACCCACAACAAAUGAGUAAGAACGUGUACCGUUCUGUCGUGUCGAUACAACGCAAGCGCGCUGUAAUCGCCUGCUUCAGGCAGACUUCGCUACAUUCCUUGCCAAGACAUCGAGUAUGUAACAUCUUCGCGCGAACAUACUACGAGUUAUGGUUAGAAGAAGAAAAUAUUGGCCAAGAAGUCAUGAUCGAAGAUCUUACGCAAUCGUUCGAGGAUGCUGAACUGAAGAAGAGUGAUUUGGUGGAGGAAGAAGGCAAACCGGAUCCACUCACACAGCUGGUUACCACAUUCUGUCGGGGCGCUAUGACUGAACGAUCUGGGGCGCUGCAGGAAGAUCCACUAUACAUGUCGUACGCGCAUAUAAUAGCGAAGUCUUGCGGGGAAGAAGAAGAGGAAGGCGGGGAAGAAGAAGAAGAAGGUGGAGAACCAGAAGGUGGGGAAGAAGAAGGUCGUGCGAGCAUACACAAAACUAUGGACACAUUUAUGGAACAAGAAAUGGAGAAGCAAAAGCUGUUGUUCCACCAAAAGCGACUGGCAAACCGCGGUGUAGCUGAAAUGGUGUUGCUUCACAUAUCGGCCUCAAAGGGAUUGCCAAGUGACAUGGUCAUGAAGACCUUGCAGCUCGGCAUCUCUAUAUUAAGAGGCGGAAAUAUUGAUAUACAGAUGGGUAUGUUAAAUCAUCUGAAAGACAAAAAAGACGUCGGUUUCUUCACAUCAAUAGCCGGUCUGAUGAACUCUUGUUCAGUCCUCGAUUUGGACGCCUUUGAAAGGAACACCAAAGCUGAAGGUCUUGGAGUAGGUCUUGAAGGAGCAGCCGGUGAGAAGAACAUGCACGAUGCAGAAUUUACAUGCGCUUUGUUCCGGUUUAUACAACUGACUUGUGAAGGCCACAACUUGGAAUGGCAAAACUAUCUUCGUACCCAAGCCGGAAACACAACUACAGUAAAUGUAGUCAUCUGUACAGUCGAUUAUUUGCUGAGGCUGCAAGAAUCUAUCAUGGACUUUUACUGGCAUUAUUCGAGCAAGGAACUCAUCGAUCCAGCGGGUAAAGCGAACUUCUUUAAAGCCAUUGGAGUUGCAUCUCAAGUAUUUAAUACGCUUACUGAAGUAAUACAAGGGCCUUGUACACAGAAUCAACAGGCGUUGGCUCAUUCCAGAUUGUGGGACGCGGUGGGCGGUUUCCUGUUCCUUUUCUCGCACAUGCAGGACAAAUUGUCCAAGCACUCGUCACAAGUCGACUUGCUGAAGGAACUACUCAACUUGCAGAAGGACAUGAUUACUAUGAUGCUGUCUAUGCUUGAAGGAAAUGUUGUCAAUGGCACAAUCGGUAAACAGAUGGUAGACACCUUAGUAGAAUCCGCAUCGAACGUAGAACUGAUUCUCAAAUACUUCGACAUGUUCCUCAAACUGAAGGACCUGACUUCAAGUGCCAGUUUCAAGGAAAUUGACGCUAAUAGCGACGGCUGGGUUCUGCCUAAAGACUUCAAGGAGAAGAUGGAACAACAAAAGAGUUAUACGCCUGAGGAGAUAGAAUUCCUUCUAGCGUGCUGCGAAACGAAUCACGACGGCAAACUGGACUACCUCGGCUUCUGCGACAGAUUCCACGAGCCCGCCAAAGAAAUUGGUUUCAAUCUUGCUGUGCUGCUUACCAAUCUUUCGGAGCAUAUGCCUAAUGAACCCAGACUUGCUCGGUUCCUGGAGACUGCGGGAUCCGUGCUGAACUACUUCGAACCAUUCCUGGGUCGUAUCGAGAUCAUGGGUGGCUCCAAGAGGAUCGAGCGCGUAUACUUCGAGAUCAAGGAGUCCAAUAUUGAGCAGUGGGAGAAACCGCAGAUUAAGGAAUCCAAACGCGCGUUCUUCUACAGCAUAGUAACAGAGGGAGGUGAUAAAGAGAAGCUCGAAGCUUUUGUCAACUUCUGCGAGGACGCCAUCUUUGAAAUGACACACGCUUCUGGUCUGAUGGCAGCGUCAGAAGAAUCCGCUGGUGGUCCGAAGAAUAGGGAGGCUUACCAUGUUUAUAUGGGCGAUGAUGAAGAGGAGAGGGCCGGCAAGGACCCAUUCCGUCGUGGCUUCCAAUCUGUCAAAGACGGCAUCUCCACAGCAUUCUCGUCUCUAUCUCCUUCUAGCAUAAAGCAGAAAAUCGCAGACCUACAACAGAUGCCGCCUGCGGAACUCUUCAUCGGCUUCUUCAAAAUGUUCUUUUAUCUCUUCUACUAUCUAGGUUACGGUGCUGUUGUUGUUAUCAGGUACAUCUUCGGCGUGCUCCUUGGCUUAAUGCGCGGCCCGGUGACGGAUGAACCGCCCCCGGAGCCGACCGAAGAGGAGAAAAUCGGUCAGUUGAAGCUCUCGCUCCUACACUCGCACAGAUCACUCAUACAAAGUCCUGUACGACAUCUGCCAGCGUUACCAGCUGCUGACGAUACAGGACAAAUGCAGGUGUCUGCAUUCGGACUGGAUAUCACUAAAGAAGACAAUGGCCAGAUACAGGUAAAACCGCACGAAUCACCGAGCACUUCCACUCCAUCAUCAGGCGAAGAAGCGGAAGCUUCUCCGGACGAGAGCACGGAACAUUCUGAAGAACAGCAACCGCCUUCUUUAAUAGACCUUUUGGGAGGUGAGCAAGCAAAGAAACAGGCUCAAGAACGCAUGGAAGCUCAGGCUAUACAACAAGCCGCUAUGUCCUCUAUCGAAGCUGAAAGCAAAAAGGCAGUCCAAGGCCCCGCCCCAUCAGCGUUAUCACAAGUGGAUCUAUCGCAAUACACGCGCCGUGCCGUGUCCUUCCUCGCUAGGAACUUCUACAACUUGAAGUAUGUGGCGUUGGUACUCGCUUUCUGCAUCAACUUUGUGCUUCUGUUUUAUAAGGUGUCAACAUUAGAAGUGGAAAAAAGCGAAGGAUCAGGAAUUGGAGACAUAAUCAGCGGAUCUGGAUCAGGCCAGGGCUCUGGCAGUGGUGAUGGUGGCAGUGGUGAGAGUGAAGAGGACGACCCUCUAGAAGUGGUGCUGAUAGACGAAGACUUCUUCUAUAUGGAGCACGUGAUAAAUUUGGCCGCUGUAUUACACUCUAUAGUAUCACUCGCUAUUCUCGUUGGUUAUUAUCAUCUUAAGGUACCGUUAGCUAUAUUCAAGCGCGAGAAAGAGAUAGCGCGUAAGCUGGAAUUCGAUGGUCUGUACAUUGCGGAACAGCCCGAAGACGACGACCUGAAGAGUCAUUGGGACAAACUUGUUAUAUCUGCCAAAUCGUUCCCGGUGAACUACUGGGAUAAGUUCAUAAAGAAGAAAGUCCGCGUGAAGUAUUCAGAGACAUAUGACUUCGAUUCAAUAUCCAACAUGCUCGGGAUGGAGAAGACGUCCUUCUCGGCUCAAGAAGAGGAAGGCAGCAAAGGAUUCUGGCAUUACAUCAUAAACAUCGACUGGCGCUACCAAGUCUGGAAAGCAGGAGUGACGAUAACCGACAACUCUUUCCUCUACUCUCUAUGGUAUUUCUCCUUCUCUGUGAUGGGCAACUUCAACAACUUCUUCUUCGCCGCCCAUUUGCUGGACGUUGCUGUUGGUUUCAAGACCCUGAGGACCAUCUUGCAGUCUGUCACGCAUAAUGGAAAGCAGCUCGUACUGACAGUGAUGCUGCUGACAAUCAUCGUGUACAUCUACACGGUGAUAGCGUUCAACUUCUUCCGCAAGUUCUACGUACAGGAGGAGGAUGAUGAAGUCAAUAGGAACUGUCAUGAUAUGCUUACGUGCUUCGUGUUCAACCUGUACAAAGGAGUGAGAGCUGGUGGUGGUAUUGGUGACGAGCUGGAACCUCCGGACGGCGAUGACUCUGAGGUGUACCGCAUCAUCUUCGACAUCUCCUUCUUCUUCUUCGUUAUCGUCAUCCUGCUGGCUAUUUUACAGGGUUUGAUCAUCGACGCGUUCGGUGAACUCCGUGAUCAACUGGAGUCUGUGAAAGAGGACAUGGAGUCCAACUGCUUCAUAUGCGGCAUCAAUAAAGACUACUUUGAUAAAGUUCCACACGGGUUUGACACUCACGUACAGAGGGAGCAUAACCUCGCGAACUACAUGUUCUUCCUUAUGCAUCUGAUCAACAAACCAGACACUGAAUACACAGGUCAAGAGACAUUCGUAUGGAAGAUGUACACUCAAAGGUGCUGGGACUUCUUCCCCGUCGGUGACUGCUUCAGAAAGCAAUACGAAGACGGGAUGGGAGAGUAGAAUUGGAUAUUGGAUAAUUUCUAAUUAUUAGCCAAUUCUUCUCUUUCCGCUGCUAUCUCUUACUUUUCCAUAAAGAGUGAAAAGGAUGGCGAUAGUUGGCAACAAAAUAAACACACUUUGUGUAUUUAAAAAUGUUAUUCAAGAAUAAAAUAUCCAAUAAUAUUGUUGCUCAAACUUCCACAGAUUAAAACGAUUGAAAUGAAAACGGUCACUAAAGUAAAAUCCCUUUUCAUAGACAAACUCUAACUUUUUUAAAUAUUUAGAUUAUGUAAAGGAAUUGAAAUUUGUCGUUCGAAAAUCAAUUAAGCUUCAGUCAAAAAUAAGCUGAUUAUUUUUCUAUAUUAUUGUAGUAUCUAGAGAAUAAAUAACAAUCGCUACUUUAAAGAUCAAUUAAAAAUAACAAAUUAAAUCUAUCGCUUCCCAAAAUACAAUGGAAAUAUUGUUAGGAGUAAUGAAUAAUUAAUUAAGGGGCCUUUCCAAGUAAAGUUUUCUAUUUAAAC
This is a messenger RNA of Pararge aegeria (speckled wood butterfly), 16244 nucleotides long. It is a transcript of the gene RyR, whose product is annotated as ryanodine receptor. The transcript is spliced from 116 exons. The record is from RefSeq and is a predicted model, not a curated record. Gene Ontology annotation, cellular component: smooth endoplasmic reticulum; Z disc; sarcoplasmic reticulum membrane. Lineage: Eukaryota; Metazoa; Arthropoda; Insecta; Lepidoptera; Nymphalidae. Gene Ontology annotation, biological process: calcium ion transmembrane transport; intracellular calcium ion homeostasis. Gene Ontology annotation, molecular function: ryanodine-sensitive calcium-release channel activity; protein binding. The coding region runs from base 250 to 15744 and encodes 5164 amino acids.